AUGCAAGAUGAAAUGGCUUCAUUGGAUAACUUUGGAACAAUCUUUCUUAUUCUACGUUAUGACUUGUCUCACGACCAACGGCCACACUGGGAACCUCGCCUUUUGGCUAUACCAUCACGCCCGCCACAGCGGGUUGAGACUUCCUGGGGAUCGACGCACUCCCGCUUAGCUUCAUCUGUUCUUUUCGGUGGCUUGCUCUCUUAUGCCGAGCCUGCAGCCCACAACUGGUGCCACCGGGUUAGGUAUAUCCAGGCAGGAAGGGUUGCCAAUCGUGCAUCUUUCGGUGCCAAGCCGCAAGAGCCGGGCAGGGCUGCAGCGUCGUCUGCUGAGCCCUCACCAGGGUUGAGAUUGGUACUGGUGGGGUUCAUGGGAGCCUUCAUUUGCCGCAGGCAACCAUCGCAUGAUGGCGGACAGAAGCAGUCUAGAACCUUGCCUUUACGAGCAGUAAGUCCAGCUGCAGUCAGUCCUCUUGGCACGGAAACGGGUGGUGGAGUCACAACCGGAGUCAUUACACGGCGGCUCAACGAGGGCCGACUCCCGUCGAAGAAGCGGCAACAGAGCGGCAGGAGGAAGAUGGAAUGGAGUCUACCGGUGGCCGUGUAUGAAUCCCCCGUCAACUCGGAACUCGUGGCCGUCAUCAAACAUUUUUCAAAAGGUUACACAGUCUCGAGAGUCAUAUCGUUCAACCUCGACGAGAGAAUUCCCUUGGUCCGCGAGUCUAUUGUCUCCCUUCCCGGCGUCGUACGACCAAGAAGUACGUCCGCCCAGGUGCGACCUACCCUGAUGGUCAUGACCGUUGCAGAGAGACAAUACGCCAGAAAGAGAGAGAGAAAAAGAAAAAAAAAAGAGGUUGGUAUGGGAUACGGCCGACAUGCCAUUGAUGAGAUUCGUUGUUCGUCCUGCAUGUCCCGAUACAGGGUUUGGCAGGUAUCCGCUUUCCGUCUAUACUACAGUGACAACCCGUCGUAUUUGACUGCUACACAGCAAUACAGGAGGACAUCCUCACAAGUUCGCGUUGGUCAAUACUCGAAAAUGACAGAUCUUUCAUGGCGGGAGGCGGUCAAGCUUCAGGAUGGCCGGCAACAGGGGAGGGAGCCGUUGACAGAAGAGACAGGAAUGGCCACACGGAAGCAACGACAUGUCACGGAUUGGGGUCUUGAAUGGGCCUCCCAAAAACAGAGUCUACAUGUAUCGGCGCCCCACAGGUUUGUAGAGAAAGGGUUUUCCUUCUCUCAAACCACCACCGCCGCCCACCCCCAAAAUAAGGAAAUGACCUCUCAUGACUCUGAGAUGACCUGCUUUGUCUCUCCCGUUGUUUUUCAUCCGAUUCUCAAUUUUCGCCUCUCGAUCAAACCAGGAGAAAAACUCCCCGAGACACGCGAAGGAACCUCUCCGAAUGUGCCGCGUACAGUUAUUUUCGCCUCUGCCCCUAGGCCGGGUACGGUAUACGAUAUCACGGACAGACGGACGGGACGCGCGGGUCUCUACCGCACCACCUUAUCGAUCUUGACGAGCAGCUUACCACCUUCAAUCGGCCUGUUCUUGACGGUCGAGGCGGAUACAUGCCCACGAGAGAAGCUCGUCGCCACCGAGGAGUGGAUCAUCCUCAAUCUUGAAUCUGCGCGGUUCAAACACAAAGAAGCGGGAGAAAAGAAGAACAACGUUGCGGUGUGCGGCGGCCCGGGCUGUCAACGCGGCGGCCCGCGUGGCAGGGGGCACAACUCGACGACCGACUUCGUUCCACGAGCGUUCCCGUCUCGUGCCUAUGACGCAGAGCGGCAACGGGUCCCGGCAUGGCAUCCGAGGAUGAAUCAGGCCAUUCCCGGGGGUCGGGGAGCCGUCACCACUUCGGAUCACGUUACACCGCCGGAGCUGUUCUGGUCUUACAAGUCGGACACGCCGGCGCGCGGGAGGGUAGGCGCGGAGCCGCGCACAUCUUUCUCGCCGUCUUCUCGAGUCAUAUUCUCAAAAGAUCGUCAAGGCCCGUAG
Colletotrichum lupini is the source of this 1989-nucleotide messenger RNA. RefSeq lists its product as uncharacterized. Bases 1 to 1989 code for a protein of 662 amino acids. Lineage: Eukaryota; Fungi; Ascomycota; Sordariomycetes; Glomerellales; Glomerellaceae. The transcript is spliced from 10 exons. The record is from RefSeq and is a predicted model, not a curated record.